Amblyraja radiata (thorny skate) is the source of this 2865-nucleotide messenger RNA. It is a transcript of the gene sack1g, whose product is annotated as scaffolding CK1 anchoring protein G. The record is from RefSeq and is a predicted model, not a curated record. The transcript is spliced from 5 exons. Gene Ontology annotation, molecular function: protein kinase binding. Gene Ontology annotation, biological process: signal transduction. Lineage: Eukaryota; Metazoa; Chordata; Chondrichthyes; Rajiformes; Rajidae. The coding region runs from base 87 to 2591 and encodes 834 amino acids.
UGUCAUUGCCUGAAGGUAGGGUUGUGUUGUGUUGUGUUGCGUUGGGAGAUCAGGGCAGAAGCGGGCGAGAGGGGCUGCGGAGGGAGAUGGCACUAUCUCAGUUACAGUGUCUAGACGAUGGGCAUGUCAACUAUCGGGUCAACGUCGCCAAGCCCGAGUUCUUCUACAGCGAGGCGCAGAGGUUGGCGGUGGAGGUGUUGGUGGCCGAAGGGAUCCAUGCUUUUCAUCAGACGGUGGCCAAGGAGAGCCUGAGGGAGUUCCUCUCUCACCUGGACAUCCAGCAGAUCCUGAGCUCGGUCAGGGACUUCCACAGAGAAGACCCACCGCCGGCUCCCCGGGAGGUUGAGGACCAAGGAGGAGAUGAUGUGGUGGGACAAGGGGAACAGGAGGGUAAACCUCUCUCUCUGCGCUACUGGCCCGAAUCCUCGGACGUUUCCCGACCCGGGUUGGACCUGGGUUGGCCGGACUGCGCGUCCUACCGAGGGGUGACCCGGGCCAACGUAUACACCCAACCCCCCUUGGACGGCUCCAUGCACAUCAAGGAGAUGUUCCGUCGGAUGAUCAGCCAGGCGCAGAAGGUAAUCGCUGUCGCAAUGGAUAUAUUUACUGACAUCGACAUCUUCAAAGACUUGCUGGAUGCAAGCUUCAGGAGAAAGAUUCCUGUCUACAUCAUUCACGACGAGGCUAACAUCGAAUACUUCAUGAAGAUGUGUGACGAUGCGCAAAUGCACGCAGGAAUGCUGAAAAAUCUGCGAGUCUAUACCAUCAACGGGACGGACUUCACCACCCGCUCUGCAAAAACAAUCGUGGGAAGACAGAUGCAGAAGUUCCUACUGGUCGAUGGAGACAGGGCGGCAUCUGGAUCUUAUAGCUUUACCUGGACCGCGUCUCGACUCGAUCGUAACAUCAUCACGGUGCUUUCUGGCCAAGCCGUGGAAAUAUUUGACAAUCAGUUCAGAGAGCUCUUGCACUUUUCUAAGCCGGUCAACUUGCAGCAACUGAACUUGGCCCCGGAGGAGGAGCCGCCAGAGCUCGCCCAACCCGUGGUCACCAUCACGGCAGAGCAGACGGCCGCGAUCGCCAAGAAGCUCAUCAACCCGAAAUACGCCCUGGUAAAGGCCAACAACAUGGGCUCUCUGUCCUCGGAGAAGAAAGCUGACUCAAAUGGCGCUGGCAAGAAGGCAUUGGGAGCUCCUGCCAAAGCACAAAGCAUAGAGGAAGGCUCUUACAUCCACCCAGCUCUGGUCAACAUGCCCAAGGUCAACAUGUUCCAUUAUCUGCCCACUUAUUUGGAACUCCCGCAGGAGGAGAAUCAGCAGGAGGAGGCCAAGGCGAGCAAACGCGAGUCUUGUCAACGCAACGCUGCCAAAGCGUGCAAGGCCAGCGCGGAUUCCUCUCAGCAAGCAGCGCGGCAAAAGGAGACGGCUUGUGAAAGCCCCGACCCGGCCCAGCCGAACGCAGAAAACGGAUGGGAGCUCGAGUUAACGUCGGAGGCUGGAAUGGAGGUGCCGGAGGUUAAGGAGAAACCAUCUGCAGCCUGGGGCAAAGAGAAGGUUACGAUGACAUUAGGUCCCAGUAGAAAUGUGAACCAUCCCGAACAAGAAAAAGAAGAAGAAGUUCAAACGAUAGUCACUGACACCAUGCAGGUAGAUCCUGAAGCAACGACGGAUGGACUAGAUGGUGAGGAGCUAGUAGAUGGUGUCUUAGAUGUCUCAGAUGGAGAGGAAAGCGACACAGAAGAGGCGCUUGCAAGUAACGAGGGUGAAAGCGAGGAUGUUAUUGAAUGCAUAGGAGUAGACCCCGAUCAGAAUGCUCUUCCAGGGGAGGAGAAUGAGGCGCGUCUAAAAGAUGAAUGCCCAUCCAACUCCUCCACAAAUGACACUCCCGACUGGAAUACAGACAGCAGCUCCCUCCGCGAGCAAUCUAUUGCUUCGUCUGAUUCUGAUGACUUCUAUGACUGUGUCCACACCCAAGCCCAUAGAAAAAUGUCCAGCCCGGCGAUAAGCCAGGCCAAUAAUCAAGUGGCCAACCAGGAAGAGAACAACAUUUUCAGCCAAGGCAUCUUUGGCAGGCCCUUGAAUGAUUUCAAAGAACUUUCUCACUCAAUGAAUGACAUACAGGACUGUAAAAUAUCGGAACAUAAAAGUUUAGAAGCUUUCUUCAAUGACAAAGACAACACAAGGAAGAGGGCGCUUAAUAAACUAAAAAUCUCGUUGGAAAUAAAUUAUCUAGAUAAAUUCAAGAGGGAUAGAUACACUUUGCCCACAGCGAGAUCAACAGGCAUGUGGGGGCCAAAUGCAAACGACUUGAGUUCACAGGCCCAUCGCAAAGCCCCAGUGAGUCCUGAUCUGGGCAAAAGUAGAAGGCAGAUAUCCAUGCCCAUGGCCUCAAGUUUGUUAAGCAAAAACUACCAAAAAGUCGCGUCCCAUUUAUCGAUCCCAAAAGGCUAUGAACAGAAGAGAUACGACAUCAAAGACACGGCGGCAAAGUUUGGCGCGGGCAACUCUGCCGCUCAGCGCCGGAAUCCCGCCACUCAGCGCAGGAAUCCCUCCUCUGCAGACCCAUCUGUCAGUGGCACUAUGGGGAACUAGAUCUCCAAACUAGCAACAGCCAAGCUCAAGACGCCAGUGAACAGGGUGGCGCUUGGUCCAGAGUCCUCCCAAAGGGCACUGACCGAGUGACCCCUUGAAGCAGGGGAACUGCUUGGACAACUCGUGGGAUCUGGUAACUUGCCUGCCAAUGUGAAAGCAAAGCUGCCUUGUGGUACAGGUCCACACCCAUUUUACAGCAACUGGUGGUCCAGCACCUCCUUGAAUCUGGACAAAAUUACGAGAGUGCACAUGAAAUGACCACCCCACCCCCCCC